CUGAUUCCCAUCUCAUGUGUGUAGCAAAAAUCUUUGACAAAAUGAGUGGCGGACUGGCGCCAAGUAAAAGCACUGUUUACAUAUCAAAUUUGCCGUAUUCGUUGACAAACAAUGAUUUGCAUAAAAUAUUUGAAAAAUAUGGAAGAGUAGUGAAGGUGACUGUGUUAAAGGAUCGAAACACCAGAAGAAGUAAAGGUGUUGCUUUUGUGUUAUUUUUAAAGAAAGAAGAUGCAUUGUCUUGUGCCAAAUCUAUUAAUGGGAAGGAGAUGUUUGGUCGUACACUGAAGAGUAGUUUAGCAACUGACAAUGGUCGUAGUGCUGAAUUUAUCAGACGACGCAAUUACCCUGAUAAAUCACGAUGUUAUGAAUGUGGUGAAGAGGGGCACUUAAGCUAUAAGUGCCCACACAAUACACUGGGUGAAAGGGAGCCCCCUCCAAAGAAAAAGAAGCUGCCAAAGAAGUUACAGCAGAGCAAUGAUGAAGAUGCUGACAGUUCUUCAGAUAUUGAAGACAGGUUAUGUGCUUUUAAAAGUUCCACUAAAGAAGAAGAGAGUGAUUUGUAUGAAUCUGAUGAAGAAACAUUGAGUGCAGCUAUUCGACUUGAGCAAAGAAAAAUGGUUCAAGAAGAUAAUUCCACAAUUCCGACUGAGACUACAGCUCACCGAAAGAGGAUAAAGCCUAGUACCUACUUCAGUGAUGAAGAGGAUAUUAGUGACUGAACACUUAAAUCGUUGUUUAGUGAA
Schistocerca cancellata (South American locust) is the source of this 743-nucleotide messenger RNA. Its product is annotated as zinc finger CCHC-type and RNA-binding motif-containing protein 1-like. The coding region runs from base 15 to 719 and encodes 234 amino acids. Lineage: Eukaryota; Metazoa; Arthropoda; Insecta; Orthoptera; Acrididae. Gene Ontology annotation, cellular component: U12-type spliceosomal complex. The transcript has 5 exons. Gene Ontology annotation, molecular function: RNA binding; zinc ion binding. The record is from RefSeq and is a predicted model, not a curated record. Gene Ontology annotation, biological process: mRNA splicing, via spliceosome.